Tetranychus urticae (two-spotted spider mite) is the source of this 2154-nucleotide messenger RNA. NCBI's taxonomy places the organism in Eukaryota, Metazoa, Arthropoda, Arachnida, Trombidiformes, Tetranychidae. The record is from RefSeq and is a predicted model, not a curated record.
UGUUUGCUUGAAUAUAAUGUAAAGCUGGCUUUUGUCCCACCUGUUUAUGAUAACAAUUUUUAGCGUUUUAACUCCGAGUCACGCUUACACGCAGUUUGUUGUCAUCAGCAUUUUCACUCGGAUCGUCCUUCUAUUUAAUUACUAUUUCCAUUCCAUCUUGCUUUUCGUUCUUAGUGUUUACAUUGAUUUCUCUUGUGUGUUCUCACUUAUUCCUUUACAGGUUAUACGUAUACGGAACUAUUUAUUUAAACCAAGAUGUCUGAUCGAAAGACAAAGCGAAAAGAAAAGUUGGCCAAGCAACUUGAAGAACAAAUGAAAGAAUUGGCCCUUGAGAACUCAGCCUUUUCAGUUUCUACGUCAAACAAUCAAAAUGCACAAGCUAUUGACAAUGCUAUAAAGAUAGAAAAUUUUUCUAUAAGUGCUGGUGGUAAAGAACUUUUUGUUAAUGCCUCUUUAAAUAUUACAUUUGGUCGACGAUAUGGUUUAGUUGGUCCUAAUGGUCACGGAAAGACAACCCUUCUUCGUCAUAUGGCUGAAAAAAAAGAUCUAGGUCUACCACCUGAUUUACAUGUACUCUUAUGUGAGCAAGAAGUUAUGGCGGAUGAAACUCCCGCUGUUGAAGUAUUAUUGAAAAGUGACGACCGUAUAACCAAACUUCAAAAAGAGCUAGAAGAUUUACAGAAUGCUGACAAUCCAGACCAAGAUCGUAUCAAUGAAAUUUACACUGAAUUAAAUGCUCUCGGUGCGGACUCAGCUGAAGCAAGGGCCAGAAGGAUUCUUGCUGGUUUAGGUUUUUCGACCAAAGAAAUGCAGGAUCGACCCACUAAAAACUUCUCUGGAGGUUGGAGAAUGAGAGUUUCACUUGCUCGUGCCCUGUUCAUUGAACCGACUCUUUUAUUACUUGACGAACCUACCAACCAUUUAGAUCUUAAUGCCGUCAUUUGGUUAGAUAACUAUUUACAAGGAUGGAAAAAGACUUUACUAGUUGUAUCUCACGACCAAUCUUUCUUGGAUAAUGUUUGCUCAGAUAUAAUUCAUUUAGAUCAAAAAAAGUUAUACUCUUACAGAGGUAAUUACACUCAAUUCAAGAAGAUGUACGUUCAGAAAAAAUCCGAGCUUCAAAAAGAAUAUGAAAAGCAAGAGAAAAAGCUAAGAGAGCUCAAAAAGAAAGGAACCUCUGGUAAACAAGCCGAGAAAUCGGUUAAAGAGCAACAAUCACGUAAACAAGGCGAAGUACAAGUGGGUGAAUUAAUUCAAAGACCAAAAGAUUAUAUAGUUAAAUUUAGAUUUACUGAUCCGACACCCCUUAAUCCUCCAAUACUUGGUUUACAUGAUGUCGAUUUCGCUUAUAAUCGUAAUGGGCCUUUAUUAUUCACAAAGCUCAAUUUUGGUGUUGAUAUGUCUAGUAGGAUUGCCAUUGUAGGACCUAAUGGUGUGGGAAAAUCCACCUUUUUGAAACUAUUAUCCGGUGAAUUAGAGCCACUUUCUGGUGAAUUGCGAGCCAAUCAUCGAGCCAGAAUUUCGAAAUUUGAUCAACAUUCAGGAGAACAUUUAAACCCAGAAGAAACUCCAACCGAAUUUCUUAUGCGUAUCUUCAAUAAAACGUAUCAAGAAGCUCGUAAACAGUUAGGAUCAUUCGGAUUGGUUGGUCAUGCUCAUACAAUCCCAUGUGGUCAACUCAGUGGAGGUCAAAAAAGUCGUGUAGCUUUGUGUGAAAUGGCCCUUAAAGGACCACAUAUUUUAAUUAUGGACGAACCUACGAAUAACUUGGAUCUAGAGUCUAUCGAUGCUUUAGCCGAUGCAAUCAACAAAUUUUCAGGUGGAGUUGUUAUUGUUACCCACGAUGAAAGACUUAUAAGAGAAACGGAAUGUCAACUUUGGGUUGUUGAGAAUAAAACGAUUGAAGAAAUUGAUGGUGACUUCGAUGACUACAGAGAAGAACUUCUUAAUGCUCUUGGAGAGACUGUUAAUAAUCCUUCGAUUUCAGCUAAAUUAGCUGGUGCCAUUUAAUGAUUGUGUUUCUUAGGUUGAUUGGUCAUUACUGCUGCUUUCAAUGAGCAGUUUGUUUUUUUUGUAUUGUUUUCUCAAGAAAAAAAUUACUAAACCUUUUAACAUCGAAAAAAUAUAAUAAAGAAUUAUGUUGAAGGACAAAAA